AUGGAAACAGGAGAGAAGAGCCCAGAGAAAGAUAAACAACCUCUGAUGUUGACUAGAGAGGUCAAUUCGGGCAAGAUAGCCGCCGCCGAGAUAUUCAGUGUUGUAAAUGGCUGGAGAUUUGUUCCUGAAGAUUUAGAGUUGCGCAAACAAGUGAUUUAUGCACUGACAGUCGGAUUUGACUGUCUUGGCAUCUGGGUUUACAAACAGAUAGUUCCUUUCAUUACUCUCUAUGGCAUUGAUGAGUUUGAAACAUCUAUCUUACCAAGACUGCUUAAGAACAGGGCAGAAACACGUCACAAUCUCCAAGACGUCCGACAAGAGAUUGAGCAGGCUGUUAUCAGUACGGCCACAGCGGUUUAUCAAGAUAGCAUUUCCGUCUUUUUAGGACCAACUACAGCAGCGGCAAUUAGUCAACUAGUUAGUACGCCAGUAAAUAUGAGUUAUAAACACAGACGGACUUUGAUCGUUCUUUUGCAACUGGUUUUAGCUGAUAUUGAUGAGGCCGAUACCAAAAUUGUUGAAAUUGCCUUGUUCCUAGCCCAUGUGUUAGAUAGUCGGAUUUUUGACUAUCUAGUCACUCAUUUCUAUAAGGAAAAGGACUUCUUAGUUGAACUCUUACUGGUGCGCAUGAAGUACGCUAAAUCCGGUCUGCCACCCCAAAAGCAUAUGACUGAUAAAGAGAUAGAUACUUUAUUUGGAGAAAUGGACCAAAAGACCUACUCCAGUACUGAUAUAGAAAAACAAGCGCGAGAUUUACUGCUGGAACUAUCUAGUGAGCCGGAAGUAUCCUUUUUAAACUUCUGUCUAACUAGGUGUUUAGCUUACUUAGAAUGUAAAUGGGACGCGGCGAUUGAACAACUUAUUAUUACGGCAGCGGCGAAUGAGAAUAAAGCCGUGCGAAUGCAAGCUGCUGUAAUUCUUCAGGACGUACAUUCUUCCGGGGCUGGACAGGCCCUACUGCGUUUGGUUGAAGAUCCCGAUGACGAAGUGAAAGCCCAGGCGAUUGCUUCAAUUGCCGGAUCAAUUGGAGAGGGCGGGGUAGAAACAGGUGAGGCUAUAGAUAGAGUUUCGGUGGAGAUCAAGCCUGGGAUCAAAAGAGGAACUGUAGAGUGGCUAGCUAAUGUUCUAGUUGCCGCCGUACGCAGUGACCAUAAAAGAACGGAAGAGAUAUAUAGUGUUUAUUGCCGCGAGAUUACGGAAGGACCUCGAGAAGUACGCCGGGUGCUGGUACGCAGUCUGCCGCGUGUAUUUAAAGAGUUCAUUACGGAAGCGAGUAUCAUUGAGCAAAAUCUCAAGCGCUUGCACAUUCAGCGCAAUCCAGCUAGUCAGUUGUCAAGUACGCCAAUGAGUGCUAGUAUGGCGGAUAUUAGUGGAAUAGAUAGUCAAUCAUUGAAAAGCAAUUCCUCUCUUCUCAUUGAAGAUAUAGAAGUUACAGAUAAAGCACCUAGUCCUACUAUGGCCACCAGUACUUCUACUACUGCUAGUUCAUCUAAUACUACGAAUCUAUCUAAUCAAGAUUUUGAUUUUCAGUCCAAAUCAGCCGGGUUGGGCUCUGGAGACAGUUCUCCUACUCCGCCGAAGAGUGCGCUUGUUUUUCCUUCGCCUGUGCUGUCCACUGAGGCGGCAGGGACGCGCUGGUCGUCUGGGAAUGCCUGUACGGACUUAGAGGAGAUUUUGGAGUUGCUAAUGGGUAAGGCUGAUAUUCGGCGGGAGUUUUUGAAGAUUCUGCCACAAGCCGGGCAACUUGUUCGGGCUGCUUGUCUAGAAAGAGUGGUGAAGCACUUAUUCCUUAUCAAUCCUGGUAUGGAGUGGCGAUACUGGACCGAACUUUUGGAAUGUGUUGAGCGCUUAAGGAAAACAAUGAGCGGGCAAGCCCGGGAUGAGGUGGUUUUAGGUAUUCUGCCGCUGAAAAAGCAUUGGGCCCAUGUUGUAAGAAGCGCAGCUGUUAAGACCGAAGCCAUCUUUUUAGAUAAGGAUAGAUUUUGUAUUUAA
Molecule: messenger RNA, 1992 nt
Organism: Nematocida homosporus
Lineage: Eukaryota; Fungi; Microsporidia
Exons: 1
Coding region: 1-1992 (663 amino acids)
Source: RefSeq, a predicted model, not a curated record